AUCAAGAAAAGUUUUUUUAUCCUCUUUUUGCUUUUCCUGGGCAUAAAGUAGCCAUAGCCAUGCCUAGGAGAGUUGGAAAAGAAGUUGCACAGCAAGUGGAAUUCACUCCUGUGAGUCCAAGACAUUCUGAAAGUGAAAAUAAUCUGAAGCAUCUUCCACCUAUUUCUCCCUUAGCUGAUCGCUCAUAUGGCAAUCCCAUAUAUCGCAAUGAUGAUGAGGAGAAGGUUGAUUCUACUGAGUCAAGCAAUAAAAUAUCUCAAGAACUUCAGCAGAUAAGGAAGCUGCAAGAAGAAGCCAAUCAGAAUAUAAAGCGUAGUCUAGAAAGCUUUCUACAAGCCCAACAAAAACAGCAGCAGCAAAACAAUCCUGCUGGUGGCAUCCUUAGACCACAAGAUCUUGUGGAAGCAACAUUUCGUGUAGCUGAGCAACUCAACGCCAAUCAACAAAGAUAUGUACCUCCUGCACGUCAUCCAAAUCCAGCCCCACAACCCAACUGUCAAAAUAAUGCCUUUCAACCAUUAGGGCAGCAAGCAGCACCCCCUCCCUUAGAUAGAAAUCAACUGAUUGAUUUAGUCCAGGAGACAUAUGGUCCAGCUUUAAGACCAUUGGUUCGUCCUUCCUAUCACAAGCCGUAUCCAAAUUACAUAAAUCAAGAUAAUCCAUUUCCUCAUGGAUUCAAAGUGCCUGAAUUUACCUUGUUUUCUGGGGACGCGAGUCAAUCAACCAUUGAACACAUUGGUAGGUUCACUAUUCAAUGUGGGGAAGCAUCGGGUGAUGAUUUUUUGAAGUUAAGACUCUUCCCAAGUUCUUUAAUGGAGCCUAAGAUAUCCAUGGCUGAUCUUUCUAGAUUGACUCAAUGGCCAGGGGAAUCUUUUGAAAAUUAUCUUUUGCAGUUUAGAAAAGCCCAAAUGAAGUGUCAUGUUGCCUUACCAGAGCAAGAGUUCAUGAAGCUUGUUCAGAAUGGUUUAAACAUUGAACUUCAAAAGAAGUUUGAGGGGAUGGAAUUCAGAGACUUCUUUGAGCUCUCUUAUAAGGUCUUUGCAGACAAGCCAGUAACUUGUCCUAAUCUAGUGAAAGUCACUCAACAGGUUGAGGCGGCUGCAAAGCGUCUCCUGUAUGAAUCUGGGAGACAAUACACAUUUGAUGUGACUAAAGCAAAUGAAAUAUUUGAUUAUCUGAAAAAGUCAGGACAUAUUAAGCUGCCGCAGGGGCCUAGGCUCCCGACGGUUGUUGAAAUUGCAUCCAAAGAUUACUAUAAGAUUAACAAAGGGCUGCUUCAUUUCCCUGAAAAACCCAAAGAAGCCAUGGGGGUUGACGAGAAUCCUUUUCUGAAUGUUGAUGAUGGAGUUAAUGUUGUUGACAUAAGGAGCAUCUCUCGAAGAACGUAUAAAGGGCGAACUUUGGUUGCAGAUGACCUUCGCUGGGUGAGUGAGAAAGAAAGGGAACAUCGUGCCCAACAGAAUCAGAGGCUCGAUGGGCAACGCCAUGCUGCUAGAAUCUAUGCAUCAGGAUUCAGGAUGAAGGAGGCUCAGCAUACAGAUCGCUCUCAUAUGGUUAAGCAUCCACAACGACGUCCAAGUAAAAGGUGGGAGAAGGUCGUGCAUCCCAAGUUUCCAAAAGAACAUGUGAAAAAUCCUAGAACUUUGAGAAGAAGGUUGCAGCGAAAGCAAGUAGAGGCACGUCACCGUCAACAAUUAGCUAUUGAGGAAGUUAAGUCAAAAGUGCCACCUUUUAAGCUCACGUCACUAAUCGUCAAUGAAAAUGAGUUGAAGGCAACAUUUGAAGCAGAUCAGCAAGCAGAGUUGACUAGCAAUGAUAAUCUUCUUAAGGACAUGGAUGUUCUGCAGAUCGACGACAUCUCUAUUAAUCUCUCUUGUUUGGUUCUCACACUUCCUUUGGUUUUUCAAGCCAAGGGCAACGAGAGUACCCAUGUUCCUACCCAUGUUUCCACGGGUAGUAUGGUUGUUGAAGAAGAAGUGAUAGAGGUUCCAACCCAAGAAGAGGAAGAGGAGAAUGAUAUCCUCUCAGAACAAAUUAUCUUUGACAAACCAAAUGAAAUAGUGAUAAAGAAUGGAAAGCUUAGAGUCUGCAUUGAUUUUCGAAACUUAAAUCUAGUCACACCAAAGGAUGAAGACCCCAUGCCAGUAGCAAAUUUACUUGUUGAUGGGGUUGCAUACCAUCGCAUUUUAUCUUUUAUGGAUGGGCAUAGUGGCUAUAAUCAGAUCUUUAUUGCAAAGGAAGACACAAGUAAAAUGGCGUUUCAUUGCCCUGGAAACAUAGGUACGUAUGAAUGGGUUGUGAUGCCGUUUGGGUUGAAAAAUGCAGGAGUUACAUAUCAACAGGCCAUGAAUGCAAUUUUCCAUGAUAUGAUUGGCCGCUUCAUGGAGAUUUAUAUCGAUGAUGCUGUUGUCAAAUCCAUGGAGGAUGAAGAAGAUUUAGAGCACUUGAGGAAAGCUUUUAAAAGAAUGCGACAACAUGGUUUGAAGAUGAAUUCUCUCAAGUGUGCUUUUGGUGUUACAGCAGGAAACCUUUUGGGUUUUCUGGUCCAUGAACGAGGCCUAGAGGUAGUACAUAAAGGUGAGGAGGAUACCCAUACCAACGGAGUCACAAUGGAAGAGUUAGAUCUGGCCCUUGUGAAGCUGGAUGACCUCAGGGCCGAUGUACAAGAUCCAUUGAAGGAAGUUAAUCUGAGAACAAAGGCAGAGCCACGCAUUACUUUUGUCAUAGUGAAGAAGAAUGGAAAGCUUAGAGUCUGCAUUGAUUUUCGAAACUUAAAUCUAGUCACACCAAAGGAUGAAGACCCCAUGCCAGUAGCAUAUUUACUUGUUGAUGGGGUUGCAUACCAUCGCAUUUUAUCUUUUAUGGAUGGGCAUAGUGGCUAUAAUCAGAUCUUUAUUACAGAGGAAGACAUAAGUAAAGCGGCGUUUCAUUGCCCUGGAAACAUAGGUACGUAUGAAUGGGUUGUGAUGCCGUUUGGGUUGAAAGAUGCAGGAGUUACAUAUCAACAGGCCAUGAAUGCAAUUUUCCAUGAUAUGAUUGGCCGCUUCAUGGAGAUUUAUAUCGAUGAUAUUGUUGUCAAAUCCAUGGAGGAUGAAGAACAUUUAGAGCACUUGAGGAAAGCUUUUAAAAGAAUGCAACAACAUGGUUUGAAGAUGAAUUCUCUCAAGUGUGCUUUUGGUGUUACAGCAGGAAACCUUUUGGGUUUUCUAGUCCAUGAACGAGGCCUAGAGUUGCAACCUGAUGCAGAUUUUAAAUGGGAAAGGCAGCACCAAGCCGCCUUUGAUGCCAUCAAGGAAUACUUGUCCAAGCCACCUGUGUUGGUUCCUGCACCCCUCUUAAGAGGCCACAUUGAUCAUCCUUGUUUAGAUGUUAACGUUGAUGAAGACAAGGGAAUCAAUCUCUUUUCGAUUGACUUGGUUCCUUGGAGGCUUAUUUUUGAUGGGUCUAGCAUUGAUCAAGCCUUUGAGGCUGGAAUUAUUAUUGUUUCUCCAAAUGGCAUAAAAACCCAAUGGUGUUUUCAAUUGGAUUUUGAAUGCACCAAUAACCAAGCAGAAUAUGAAGCUUUAGUAAUUGGCCUUGAGUUGUUGAUAGAGUUGAAGGAGCCAUCGGUUGAAAUUGUGGAUGAUUCUCAAUUAUUUCUCAAGCAAUUGAGUGGCAAAUACAAGUGUACAAGCGUAGUUUUGUCUCCAUAUUUCGCCACUGCCAUCCAACUAUUGGAGGAAUUUGAUGAUGUCUCCUUGAAGCAUAAUCCUCGCAUGAUGAAUGUUAAAGCAAAUGAACUUGCGCAAAUUGCUUCAAGUGUAAAAAUGCCUAGGGGCAUCUUGGAGAAAGUCAUUGUCAUUGAAAAACUUGCUAUCGACUACUUUACUAAAUGGGUGGAAGCAAGGCCUAUAAAGAAGGUUGAGCAAGGAGUUGUCAUCAAGUUCAUAAAAGAGGAUCUGAUCCACAGGUUUGGCCUUCCAGAGACUGUCACUUCUGAUCAAGGUACUGCCUUUGUUGGAUCUCAAGUAGAGGCCUUUAUAAAAGGCAUGGGAUUUCGUUUGCUUAAUUCAACUCCGCAUUAUGCACAAGCAAAUGGUCAAGCAAAGGCAUCUAAUAAGAUUAUCAUCAACAUCCUGGAGAAAAUGGUGACCACAUUCUUGAUUACUUACGGUUAUAAUGCUAUCUUGCCUAUGGAAUUAACGGCAAGGUCUCUACGGAUUGCAAUUCAAAAUGGCUUAAAUGCUGGGAAAUACAAUGAGGCCAUGAUCAUGAAGUUGGAAGACCUUGAGGAAGCAAGGCUGACAGCAUUGGAUGCGAUGAAAGUUCAAAAGCUUAAAGUGGCACAAGCUUACAACAAAAGGGUCAGGCAAAAAAAUUUAGCCGAAGGAAGCUUGGUUUGGAAGGCUGUGCUGCCGCUUGGCAAGAGGGAUCCCAGAUAUGGUAAGUGGUCCCCUAAUUGGGAAAAACCAUUCCAAAUUCAUAAAGUUCUUAAAGGGGGUGCUUAUUGGUUAAAGUCUUUGAAUGGAGAGUUGCAUCCGCGCAAGAUCAAUGGCAUCUACUUGAAACCAUAUUAUCCGAUUGUGUGGGAGGCACGAGAUAAUUCUGCCUCCACGUCUGCAUGAUCCAGGUUUGCAGACAUUUAUAUAUUAUUUGAUUCAAGUUGUUUUUUUUUUCAAUAAGGACACGUAGAGUUUUGGCUUGAAUUAUGAAAGCAUACAUAAGAUUUGGUGCUGCUAAGGAGGCAUGGCAUAUUCUUACAUUUUUGUUUUGGAGCAGCUUUGUUUGCAAAAGGCGUGGGCAUCAUGAAUUAAGUAAGCAAAUAAAUUCAUCGUUCAUCA
Rubroshorea leprosula is the source of this 4820-nucleotide messenger RNA. NCBI's taxonomy places the organism in Eukaryota, Viridiplantae, Streptophyta, Magnoliopsida, Malvales, Dipterocarpaceae. The record is from the annotation of a GenBank genome assembly.